AUGACAUUUUUCAAUUUAAAAUUGAAUCAAAACUUGUCUUCGCUAGAUGUCGUCAAAGUUCUUAGAAAUCACGCGAAUCUCGUUUGUCACAAAAUGUACAAAGCAUUAACAUCGUUAUGGUCAAAGCCAUUACCACCAUCAACAACAACAACAUCUCCAAAUAAUAGAACUCGAGAUUCAUCAGAUUCAACGGUUGAUGAAGAUGGUUGGAUACUGGUUUCAGAUAAUGUAGUUGUAGAACCGAAUACAACUUCAUCAGAUGAUAAAAAUAGUAUAAUGACUAAUAGUUGGAUCGCAUCUCCACCAUUAAUAAGAACUGAUCAAUCGCUAUCGAUAAAUAGAUCAUCAUCACCGAAUACACAUCAUUUUAAUCCAAUCGAGAAUUUACUUAUCGAACAUGCGAGUAUGAGUGUUUACGAGCAAAUUGCGUCGCGAACACGUGCUAGACGUCACCGAAAAACGGUGAAUGACACGAAACUCGAUGAACAAGUCGAAGGAGUGAAAACUGAUGAUGAUGACGAUCGAUCAUCUGUCGUUCUUCAAUAUACAUCUCCACAUCCGAAUAUCUCAUCAGUUCAUCUUCGAACUUUGAAUACCUCGUUAAGUCAUUCGACGAACUCUUCAUUAUCACCAUUAGAAUCGUCGACGUCAUCACUCAUUGCCCACCAUCGUCAUUUACAACGUAUACAUCAACGACGACGACGCCGAUCAGGUAAAACAUCUUCGAAAUUAACCUUAACGAAUCAAAUUGAUGAAUCAAAACAAACAUACAAUAAAAUAAUCGAACGACAACGUUUAAAUUAUGCUCGUACACCUAAACUUGUUCUCCAUCAACCAUCCCGUGCCAAUCAUUGA
This is a messenger RNA of Adineta ricciae, 855 nucleotides long. Lineage: Eukaryota; Metazoa; Rotifera; Eurotatoria; Adinetida; Adinetidae. The record is from the annotation of a GenBank genome assembly.